AUGCCGGCUGACCUCAUCUCUGACCACAGUUUUGCAGUGAAGGCGGUUUUCCGGAUGAACACGCGGGUGCAGUUGGGCCCAGGGCUCUGGAGACUACCUGCAUACAUGCUAGACAGACCGGGGGUCAGAAAGGUGAUUGAGGCUGUGGUGCGGCAGGCAGAGUCAAGCGGGGAGGGCUUUGAGCUUCUAAUCUCUCGCCUUAACACCGCUUUGCGUGCGUACGCGAACGAGGAGCGGAAGAGGGUCAGAGCCACGAUGGCCCAUCUUCACCGGUCAGUUGCGGAGUUGAAGCAGGCCUGGAUGGGUGACCCGGGGUGCGCUCGGCUCAAAAGCUUGCUGGUUGAAAAGGAGGGACAGCUGAAGGGGUACCAGCUGGCUUGGCAAGAGAGGCUGCAUGUAAUGGCCGGGAUGAAGGAAGAAGUCAUGGGUGAAGUGGCUUCAACGCACCUGUCAGCAAAAAUCAAGGCCAGGAAGGGACGGACGCAGAUCACGGAGUUAAAUGCAGGCGGGAGACUGCUGAAUGACAAGAGCGCUAUUCUGGGGGCUGCGUCACAAUACUAUAAGGAGCUCUUCGGCCGCGACAGGAAGCAUGCUGAGUCAGCCUGGUCGCCUGCCCCUGGGAGGUCCUUGUCGCAGAGGUCGGCGGAAGCGGUGUGCAUGGCCUGGUCGGAGGAGGAAGUGGAAAAUGCCUUCCGCUCGAUGGCGAAAGACAAGGCUCCUGGGAAGGACGGGCUGCCGAAGGAGCUGUUCGAGGUUCACUGUGACAUCAUGGGCAAGCACUUCAUGCAACUCGUGCAGAAUUUUGCGGCUACGGCGACGCUGCAGACGAGCACGAAAGAGGCGGUCACCAUCCUGCUGCACAAGAAAGGAGGGAGAGAUCAGCUUGAGAACUACAGGCCGAUUACGCUUCUGAGUUUCACCUACAAAGUGAUUGCGAGAGUGGUAGCGGACAGGAUGAAAAAGGUGAUGCACGAGGUCAUCUCCCCGGAACAGUUUGGCUUCUUACCUGGCAGGAAACUGUUGGAUGCAGUGGGCCUGGUCGCGGAUGUCAUCGAAGCCGCGAGAAACAAGGACCACGACUGGUAUCUUCUGCUGGUCGAUUUCAGGAAAGCCUUCGACUCAGUAUCAAGGGACUUCCUGUUCACGGUGCUUGAGCGGAUGGGUUUUCCGAGCCUCUUCGUGGACUGGGUUCGGGGUCUGCACAAAGACACACGAACCAGCUUGUUAAUCAACGGCUGGUUGGGGGAUGCGGUUAAUGUGGUGUCCGGAGUGCGCCAGGGGUGCCCGCUCGCGCCAUACCUCUUUCUGUGCGCGGUGGAACCACUGGCUCAACAGGCGGCAGCCAGGAAGCUCGGCCUUGAAGGAGGAAGUCGGCGGCUGGCGUAUCUAGGUUAUGCUGACGACACGACCCUGAUCUUGCAAGGAGAGGAACAGAUCACGGAAGCAGAAAGGUUGUUAGCAGAUUUUGAGGCGGAAUCGGGUCUGGCAACGAAUAAGGAGAAGUCGUCUAUUUUACCGUUGGGACGAAACCUGAACAAGCAGGCCUCUAUGACGGAUGGCUUCAAAUGGGUGAAGGCUGACGAAGCGGAGCGGCUCCUGGGCGUGUGGGUGACACCGGCUGGCAGCUGCGCCCCCACCUGGGAGAAAGCUUUCGCUCGGAUCAAGGAGAAACUGCGGCAAUGGGAGACGCAGCAUCUCACGACGGGUGCCAGAGUAGCAGUAAUUAACUGCUACGUCUCACCGAUAAUCUUUUUCCAGGCACAAGUGUAUCCGCCGCCGGUGAACAUCUGGGGGAGAAUUUUAACGCUGGCGCACAACUUCGUAUCAGGAAAUCAUGCGGUCACUGACAAAAAAUUCAUUCUGUGGAGUCGGGAGCUGCUGUACAUGGCGAGAGGAGACGGUGGUGUGGGAGUGCGCGACCCUGAAAUAGAACUCACCUGUCUAGCGGCGAGGCGCAUCGGGCUGCUGUUAACGGAGACGUGCGAGCUGAAGCGGGACAUCAUGCUGGAAGCGGCUGACCUGCCGCUGGGGACAGAUACCUUUGCUGCUAAUGCGAAGCUCCUGAAGAGUUGGCGGGGUAAGAGCGAGAGAUGGAAGCUGGCCUGCGGGAGUUUUAUGCAGUCGCUGCUGGCAGAGUCGCUGCCGGUCCUGACGAGGGAGGAAAUGGUCACGGAGCGGAUCGUUUUUAAUCGCAAUAUUUUGCUCAACCGCAGGACUCCGGUUGGGGGCCAGAAGGCUGCGGUGAAGCUAUGGGAGCUUCGGCUGGGUGACCUACUGCUACCGAAUGGCGCGGGGGGCUGUAAAUUCAAAGACGGGAAAACCUUAACACAUGAGUUGGGGGGUUCAAAACAAGCGAAGCUAGCCUUACGGGCCUGGGAAGCUGUGCCGCAGACCUGGAAAGAGAGUCUUCUGUCUGCCGAGCUUCCGCAGCUGCCAUCCCCGCCUGCAGCUCCUCGUCUGCGGAAAGCGGCACUGUUCAAAGAUGGGCAGGUGGUGUCGUUGAAGGAGUUGAAGGGCUGUUUGACAAAGCAGGGGCAUCAGUCCGCCAAGAGGGAACUUUGGGCGGGCAGAUGGGCUGGUGACAUUGACUGGAAAAAGGUGAUUAAGAUUCGGGACUCUUUGUGUGCCCGCACUGUGGGGAAUUCGAAACUGUGGAACACUGCCUUUUCAGCUGCCCGCGCAUCCAACGAGUGGUGGGGGCUGUCAGACGGGCUCUACGUGUCCUGA
This is a messenger RNA of Closterium sp. NIES-65, 2727 nucleotides long. The record is from the annotation of a GenBank genome assembly. NCBI's taxonomy places the organism in Eukaryota, Viridiplantae, Streptophyta, Zygnematophyceae, Desmidiales, Closteriaceae.